AUGCAAUCUGACUUUAGCUGGAUGGUUCCCAUUGAAAUGAUGUUGGGUUCUCUAAGUCAUGGAGAAAUUCAAGCAUGCAGCAUUUCCAACAUUCCAGACGAACUUCGAGAAGAAAACGAAGAUGCUUACAAACCAAAACACAUCUCCAUAGGUCCCUUACAUAGAGGAGCCACAAGACACCUUCAAUUAAUGGAAGAACCAAAAAGGCAUUACAUGCUUGAGUUUCUUGAACGGCAAGGAACAGAACCGGAACAAAAUAGAAAUCCUGAAAUAAGGUUAAGAGAAUGUGGCUUUGACAUUCUCAAGUUGGAUAGAUUGAUUUGUUCUAGUUAUGGUGGAAGUAACAACAUGAUUGUCGACGAAAUAGAAUUUCACGAAAUCGCUCAAAUAAUGAUAGUAGAUGGCUGUUUUCUGUUGGAGCUUCUCAUUAGGCUUGGGGGUUACAUGGAAAACCAAUCAAUAACUUCUUAUAAAAGCGACCGAAUCCUUAAAACCGAGGAAAAGGUGUUGUCGGUUUUAAACGAUAUAGCCAUGCUUGAGAAUCAAAUUCCAUUCAUUGUUCUUAAGAAGUUAUAUAGAAAAGUGUUUCCUGAUGGAAGUGAGAUCAAAGAUGAUCAUCGUGUGGCUAAUGUUGUUCGUAAGGCCUUUGGUUAUCCAAUGACGAGUAGCUCAGGAGGUGCUCAUAUACUUCAUUUGAUGCAUCUGUCUACUGUGGAACAAAACCAACAACAUGAAGGGAAAAAGGCGAGGCUAGAAUUAUUGUGCUGUGCUACAAAGCUUCGUGCUUCUGGGGUAACAAUUCGAGCUAAGUUAAAUAGCUCAAAUCAAAAUCAACAUAAGUUGGUGGAUAUGUUUGAUUUUGGAAUAAGUUUUAGUGAUUCUGGAGAGUUGGAAAUUCCACCGUUACAUGUUAAGGAAACAACAGAAUGGAAAAAGGGGGUUAUUGUGAAUGAGUUGAAAAAGAGCAGUGAUGAUUUGUUGCUACUAUUUCGCACCAUUUCCAAUGGAGCUGAACAUAUGGAUAUGAGUUAUAGUGAAAUUUGUGAAAGGUUGAAUGUGUAUGACUACAAAGGAAUGAAGGUUAAUAAAGUGUUGCAGAAAUUACAUAUACAAACUUGGCAUCAAUGUAGGUAUAUUUUUGAGAUAGUUGUGUACUAUGCGCGAAACUGGUACAACAUUUUGAUAUGUGACCAAAUUCCUACGGUAUGGAAAUUCAUAAGAAUUAUGGAAGCUGUUAUACUCCUUGUUCUCACCAUCAUGCAGACAUAUUACUCAUCCCGCAGUGGCUAA
Vicia villosa (hairy vetch) is the source of this 1290-nucleotide messenger RNA. RefSeq names its product UPF0481 protein At3g47200-like. The record is from RefSeq and is a predicted model, not a curated record. The transcript is spliced from 2 exons. NCBI's taxonomy places the organism in Eukaryota, Viridiplantae, Streptophyta, Magnoliopsida, Fabales, Fabaceae. The coding region runs from base 1 to 1290 and encodes 429 amino acids.